This is a messenger RNA of Seminavis robusta, 1552 nucleotides long. The record is from the annotation of a GenBank genome assembly. NCBI's taxonomy places the organism in Eukaryota, Bacillariophyta, Bacillariophyceae, Naviculales, Naviculaceae.
CUACGACUGUCCAAGAGCCCAAGACUCGGCAUGGAUACCGGUACUGCGUGGCAGCUCGAUAGCCCAUGCAUUGAUCGAUCUGGCUACUGGCUACUAGUAUUUUGAUGCAUCAAUCUGUCUUCUCAGCUGCCCACAAAAUUCUUCCACACCGAAGAAAACACACUUUCCCUGUCUUUUGCCAGCUUCCCCCCGUCCCAACAUCUCAGCCAUCUCAACAUGGGCCAAUGCCAAUCCAUGCAAGUUUCUCACCCCGUGGAGGAAGAGUGCCACCAUAAUGAUCACCGUGAAUGCGUGAAGAGCAGUAGUCUUGAUGGCAGCAAGCCCUGCAGGACAAAGUGCCCUAAUUCGUCUUCCCCUUCCUCGUCGGUGACUGCCAGCACUACUUGCACCGCGGCUCGGCUAUCGAAUGAUUGGGGAAUCCCUGAUUGUUCCGAGACAUCUCAUUCCACGCAAGUGAUGCCACUCAUGGCGAAGAAGAAGAGUACAAGAAUACAAGUCCAAGAGACCACAGAACCAUCCUCCGCUCCAGUUGCCCCCGUCACUGUCACUACUGAAAGCGCCAAAGUGAAUGUCAACCAGCAACUCUCAGACUCGGCACACCGAAGAUCGACUCUGGCAUACCAAUCAGCCCGACGACAAGAACUGGAACGAGAAGCAUCAUGUCGUCUCGCAGCCAACCAAAGCUGCUACUCCAGCAGUACAACUCCUUCUUCUUCUUUCGUAACCAAAAAGACCAACAGUCGACCAGCCCUUCGUAUGCCUCCUUCUUCCAACAAGACAACCGCCAACCGACGGCCCAUGCUCGCCCGGGCAGACUCCUGGUUUACGCUCUCCUACGCGAGUGACUCGGAUAUGGGGGUCCACGACCUGGAAGAUUACAGUUACGGUGUCAACAACGACGACACUGCAGUGGAGGAACCCUCCGACAUGCUCAGUUCUUGGAGUGCUAUGGAUGCCAACAAUCACAGUAGUGUUGACAAUCAGAGGAAUGGCAAUACUACCACGACUACCAAUAGCAUUCGACGACGCCAAGAAGCACUGGCGGCAUGAAAGAGUCACAGCUCUACAACAAUACCUGGCUCCCUUUUGGGGGGCUUUGCUUCCAAGAACAAGUCGCCUUGGUUUAUUCCGUUGCAGCGUGCGCUGCAAUCAUCCCGCAAGGCCAAAGGACGAAAAGCAAGCUGUCGGUUUCGAAAUAAAUCACUCGUAUCCAACCUGGAAAGAUCACCAUCCUCGAUCUUUCAACAUACUCUUACAACGCCUUGCUUCUGCUACUGCCUCCAAAACUCAAUUUUCCUACUCUCAAAUGAUGUUCUUCAUGCAGACCCGUAUCUCAAUUGCCCUUGUGAAAGCUACCCAUUUAUGUCUCCGUGGAUCCCGCAAAGCCAAACCCUUUGCCCCCCGUAAUGGUCCUCCAUUUCUUGCCCCUGAUCCCACAGAACCUAGUCCUGAAUUUCGACUGUUCUUUGCUUUUAAAAGCCUGGCCCCGGCUGGCUUCCGUAGAUAAUUUCCCUACUCUAAAACCCCCCUAUCAUACGGUAGCAGCUAACCG